AUGGCUGCUGCUGCAGGGGGUCAAAGUGAUGAAGCCACUUGCUAUAUCUGCCAGAAUUACUUCAAGGAUCCAGUGACCAUCCCAGAGUGUGGACACAACUUCUGCCGAUCCUGCCUGAUCCAGUGCUGGGGGGAAUCGGAGGCAGAGGCUUCCUGCCCUCAGUGCGGAGAAAGAGUUCAGAGAAGGAGCCUCAUCUCCAACCGGCAAUUUGCAAACCUCGUAGAAUUAGUCAAGAAUCUCAGCCUUCAAGAGGGGAAGAAGGAAGGAGGGGAAGGAGGAGUCUGCAAGGAUCACCAGAAGCCCCUGGAACGCUUUUGCAAGGAGGAUGAAGCCCUCAUCUGCCUGGUGUGUGACAGAUCAAACGAGCACAAACACCACGAGGUGAUUCCUCUGGAGGAGGCUUUUCGGGAAUACAAGGGAAAGAUCUGUAGCCGCCUGGAGAUUCUGACGAAAGAGAGAAAGGAAAUUCUGGCCUAUCAAGCAGUCCUGGACAAGGAAAGCAAAGACCUCCUUAAAUUAACAGAAACGGAGAGGCUGAAGACUGUGGAGAAGUUCAAAGAACUGCGCCAGUUCCUGGAAGAACAGGAAAAACGUCUGCUGAAUCAUGCGGAAGAGGUGGAGAAGGAGAUUGAAGGCAGAAGGGAUGAGCAGCUGGCCAGACUCUCCAGGAAACUCUCCGCUCUUGAUGAGAUCAUCCAGCAGAUGGAGAAGAAGCGUCAGCAGCCAGCAAGUGAACUCCUGCAGGAUGUGAGAAGCACCUUGCAGAGGUAUGAGAAAAGAGAAAGUCCAGGGAAGUCACUGGUUUUCCCUCCAGAACUGAGGAACAGGAUCUUAGAAUACUGUGAUCUUGUGGACGAUGCAAUGAAACAAUUGAAGGUCACUCUGGAUCCAGACACAGCCCAUCCCAAACUCAUCCUGUCGGAGGAUCCGAAAAGCAUAAGAUGGGGAGACAAAAAGCAAGACCUGCCUGACAAUCCUGAGAGAUUCAACUAUCGGCCUUGUGUGUUGGGACGUGAGGGAUUCACAGCAGGCAGACAUUUCUGGGAAGUCAAUGUGGGAAGUGGGGAAUGGUGGGCUGUGGGGGUUGCCAGGAAGUCUGUGAGGAAAAAGGGCCGCUUCUCCUUUAGGCCUGAGGGAGGGAUCUGGGCUGUGGGGAAGUCUGGAGGAAAGUACGGGGCCCGCACCUCCCCUCUUUGCUCUCCUCUGUCCCCGAAUGAGGAGCCCAGGAGGAUCCGGGUGACUCUGCACUAUGAAGGGAGACAUGUGUCUUUUUAUGACGCUGACUCAGGAGCCAAACUCUACACGUUCUCAGGAGCCUCGUUCUCUGGAGAGACCCUCCUCCCUUUCUUUUAUCUGAGGGGGGAUAAAUCCCACCUCAGUAUCUCCUGAGGAGACUAAAUCUUCCUCUCAGGCCCAGCAGGAGUUUC
This is a messenger RNA of Lacerta agilis (Sand lizard), 1427 nucleotides long. Its product is annotated as zinc finger protein RFP-like. The coding region runs from base 1 to 1389 and encodes 462 amino acids. Gene Ontology annotation, molecular function: protein binding; zinc ion binding. The record is from RefSeq and is a predicted model, not a curated record. Lineage: Eukaryota; Metazoa; Chordata; Lepidosauria; Squamata; Lacertidae. The transcript is spliced from 6 exons.